Messenger RNA from Gastrolobium bilobum, 660 nucleotides. RefSeq names its product protein DMP9-like. Lineage: Eukaryota; Viridiplantae; Streptophyta; Magnoliopsida; Fabales; Fabaceae. The record is from RefSeq and is a predicted model, not a curated record. Gene Ontology annotation, biological process: endomembrane system organization. The transcript has a single exon. The coding region runs from base 1 to 660 and encodes 219 amino acids.
AUGGAUCAAACAGAACAAGAACUUGGCAUCAAAGUCUACAAUGCAACUCCACCACGACAAGAUGAGAUUAUUCACCCCUCCGACCCACCGUCGUCGGCGCCUCCACCGGAGCCCGGCCGGAAGCGGCGUGCCAUGGCAAAGGGUGUCCAAAAAACCCUCUCCAAAACUUCAUUGCUUGGAAACUUCCUCCCCACAGGAACACUCCUCACAUUCGAGAUGGUUCUUCCUUCCAUCUACAAAAAUGGACAAUGCACUCACGUUCACACCAUGAUGAUCCACUUCCUUUUAGCGUUAUGUUCACUCUCUUGCUUCUUCUUUCACUUCACAGAUAGUUUUCAUGGUGCAGAUGGGAAAGUGUACUAUGGCUUUGUGACACCAAAAGGGUUGUCCGUGUUCAAACCAGGACUUCACGUGGAAGUUCCAAAGGACGAGAAGUUUAAGGUUGGGUUCCAAGACUUGGUGCAUGCAAUCAUGUCAGUGAUGGUUUUUGUGGCCAUUGCUUUCUCGGAUCAUAGGGUUACGCAUUGUUUGUUUCCUGGGCAUGAGAAGGAGAUGGAUCAGGUCAUGGAGAGUUUCCCUUUGAUGGUUGGAAUCGUUUGUAGCGGUUUGUUUCUUGUGUUUCCUACUUCAAGGCGUGGAAUUGGGUGCAUGUCUGCAUAA